This is a messenger RNA of Phycodurus eques (leafy seadragon), 1141 nucleotides long. RefSeq names its product chemokine XC receptor 1-like. Lineage: Eukaryota; Metazoa; Chordata; Actinopteri; Syngnathiformes; Syngnathidae. Bases 44 to 1141 code for a protein of 365 amino acids. Gene Ontology annotation, biological process: immune response; G protein-coupled receptor signaling pathway; chemotaxis. Gene Ontology annotation, cellular component: membrane. The record is from RefSeq and is a predicted model, not a curated record. The transcript is spliced from 2 exons. Gene Ontology annotation, molecular function: chemokine receptor activity.
CAUAUCCAAAGACUGCAGUGUGUGUACUAGCAUUGGUGCAGAAAUGGCAGCAGCUGAAGAAGUCACCCCUACCACAGCAACACCAAACGCGACCACUUACUGGACAGGUGGUUUUGCUGAUGAUUAUGACGGUUAUGAUGUGGACUACCAAGACGAAAUGUGUAACGCGAGCGCCCUGUUGGACUUUGUCAAGAUCUCCAGUCCGCUCUUCCUCUCCACGGUGGCGGUUCUCGGCCUGACGGGCAACGUCCUGGUCGUAGCGAUUGUGCUGAAAUACGAGAAGGUCAAAUCCCUCACCAACGCCCUCAUCCUCAACCUGGCCGUGUCGGACCUCCUCUUCGCGGCGGCGCUGCCCUUCUGGGCGUACUACGACGCUUGGGGCUGGGCUUUGGGGGAGCGCGCGUGCAAGCUGGUUAGCUUCGUGUUCGACGUGGGAUUCUGCAGCAGCGGCCUGCUCCUCAUCACCAUGACGAUCCAGCGCCACGUCGCCGUGCUCAAACCGCUGUCCCGCCUCGUGUCAGCGGCGGGCGUCCACAGCCUGCUGGCGUCUAUACUCAUCUGGUGCGCCAGCGUCCCGGUGUCCGUCCCGGCUGUCGUCCUCACAGUGGUCGUGCAGCAGAACGGCCAGAGUCACUGCGAAUACGACGAUUCUGUCAGCAGCUUGUGGGGAAUCUAUCAGCAGAACGUCCUUUUCGUCCUCAUCUCAGGCGUGUUCCUCUUUUGCUACCCUCGGAUCCUGUGCAGGCUGCUUCGUCCUUCGGCGAGGAGACGCAAGAACAAAACCUUGAAGUUGAUUUUCACGCUCAUGCUGCUCUUCUUCGUGGGCUGGGCUCCGUAUAACGUCACGCUCUUUCUUAAAUCUUUACGUUUCUGGUCCCAAACGCCCGUGGACUCUGAGACCAUGGCGGAGCACUGCGCCAGCCACAACCUUCUGGACUUCACCUUUUACAUCAGCAAGCUUUUGGCCUUCUCGCACUGCUGCCUCAACCCCGUCCUCUACGUGUUCGUGGGCUCCAAGUUUAAAAGUCACUUGAAGAAGAUGAUGGGGUGUCAGCGUCGCAGCGACGGCGGCGGUGAAGGCGGGCGACGGAACCGACUAGUCAUCACAUCCCUGUCUAGCGGCGACGACCUGUGCGUGUAG